AUGGAUGAGAUGGUCACUAAAAGCAUUGUGAAAUCGACUGUGUUUACUUACAAUACGUUGUUGAAUGCGUAUGUUGGAAGAAAGGAUCGAAGUGGAGUUGGUGAGAUACUGAGGUUGAUGGAGAAGGAGCCGGUUGUUUUUAGUGUGGCGACUUAUAGUAUUUUGAUUCAGUGGUAUUCUAGUUCUGGUGAUAUUGGGGAAGUGGAGAAGAUAUUCGAGGAAAUGCGUGAAAGAAAAAUAGAAAUUGAUGUUUAUGUUUAUUCGUCCAUGAUAAGUUGGAACUGUAGGUUGGGAAAUAUGAAAAGGGCAUUUGCGUUGUUUGAUGAGAUGGCUCAGAGAAAUGUUGCUCCUAAUGCACAUACUUACGGCGCGUUGAUUGGUGGUGUGUGUAAGGCUGGUCAAAUGGAAGCUGCGGAAAUCUUGUUGGAAGAGAUGCAAAGUAAGGGAAUUGACCUAAAUAUGAUAAUAUUUAACACGAUGAUAGAUGGCUACUGCAAAAGAGGAAUGAUGGAUGAAGCUUUGAGGCUGCAAACGAUCAUGGAAAGGAAAGGAUUCAAUGCAGAUGUGUUUACAUUCAACAUUCUUGCAAAUGGGCUAUGUAAAUUGCAUAGGAAUUUUGGUAUAUAUGACAAGUUUGCAAAUGCAUUGCUUGAUGCUGUUCAGAGUAUGAAAGUUGGAGAUGGUUUUAGUGAAGAGGCUAAAGCCUUGGGGAUGGCUCUCGGCGUCUCUUGUUUGAAUGGGAUUGAAGAAGCUGAAGCACAGUGUGCUUUGUUGAACUCUGAAUCAUUAUGCGAUGGGGAUGGUAUCUCAUUGCCAUGA
This is a messenger RNA of Vicia faba (fava bean), 819 nucleotides long. Lineage: Eukaryota; Viridiplantae; Streptophyta; Magnoliopsida; Fabales; Fabaceae. The record is from the annotation of a GenBank genome assembly.